Molecule: messenger RNA, 1181 nt
Organism: Python bivittatus (Burmese python)
Lineage: Eukaryota; Metazoa; Chordata; Lepidosauria; Squamata; Pythonidae
Source: RefSeq, a predicted model, not a curated record
GGCAGUCCCGGCGCCGCAGAGCUUUGGGUCCCGUGUUGGGUGUUAGAAAGUAGCGUCCUAAGGGUUCGUCUGUUCAUGUACAGAGUGCGCUUUGUUCACGUUUCCUUCUCCAACUCUAGCACUUCAGGGUCAGUAUCUGUAGGUCAGACGGUCUCAGAAAGAUGCAUCUACUGUGGUUUAUGGGCGCUGCCCUUUUAGGGUUGGCUACCUGUGUGCCCAUUGAACGGCCCAAGGAGAAACAAGAGGCUGCCCCAGAACCGCCAGACACAGGCUUGUAUUACCACCGUUACCUCCAAGAAGUCAUCAAUGUGCUGGAAACUGAUGGGCAUUUUCGGGAAAAACUGCAAGCGGCCAAUGCUGAGGACAUCAAGAGUGGAAAACUCAGCAAAGAGCUGGACUUUGUCAGCCACCACGUCCGGACGAAAUUAGAUGAACUGAAGAGACAGGAGGUGUCCCGGCUCCGGAUGCUCCUGAAAGCCAAAAUGGAUGCCGCAAUGGAACAAGAUGUCCAGGUAGAUCACCUGUCCUUAUUGAGGCAGUUUGAACAUCUAGACUCUCAAAACCAGCACACAUUUGAAGCCCAAGAUUUGGAACUGCUCAUUAAAGCCGCUACCAAGGAUCUGGAGAAUUAUGAUGCAGCUCACCAUGAGGAAUUCAAACGCUACGAGAUGAUGAAGGAGCAUGAGCGUCGGGAAUACCUGAAAUCUCUGGAUGAGGAGAAGCGUCGCGAGGAGGAAGCACAUUUUGAAGAACUCAAGAAGAAGCAUAAGGAGCACCCCAAAGUCAAUGUCCCGGGCAGCCGUGAUCAGCUCAAAGAGGUCUGGCAGGAGACUGAUGGUUUGGACCCCAGUGAAUUUAACCCCAAGACAUUCUUCAAACUUCAUGACACCAAUAGUGAUGGGGUGCUAGACGAGCAAGAAUUAGAGGCCCUUUUCACUAAGGAGCUGGAGAAAGUAUACGAUCCCCGGAAUGAGGAGGAUGACAUGUUAGAAAUGGAAGAAGAAAGACUGCGUAUGCGGGAGCACGUCAUGAAGAAUGUGGAUCUUAAUAAGGAUCGGCUGGUGACCCUGGAUGAAUUUCUUAAAUCCACUCAGAGGAAGGAAUUUAAUGAAGCUGAUGGAUGGGAGGUGUGUGAAAGGACACUGCCAACUCAAGUGGGAUCCUGAGUGUUGGUUGGAAGG